Messenger RNA from Xyrichtys novacula (pearly razorfish), 1477 nucleotides. Lineage: Eukaryota; Metazoa; Chordata; Actinopteri; Labriformes; Labridae. The record is from the annotation of a GenBank genome assembly.
GGGCCUAGCACAGAGAGUAUAAGUGCGUUGACAAAAAUGGUGCAGGCUUCUGCCUUCAUGCCCCCUGUCUUCAUUAAUUUCUCUGUCAAACUGGAAUGGUCAGUCUCUAUUUUGGUUUCUUGAGCUCUCUACUGCUGGUUUGGGAGGACAUCAGGAUAUUUCAGCCAUGGCCAAGAGUCCUUGUCUGAGGGGUUCUGAGGGGGCUCUGAGAGAGAUCCAGAUCAACUUGCUGGAGUGUAAAGUGUGCUUCGAGAAGUUCAACCUUCAGCAGAGGGAGCGCAGACCACAGAACCUUUCCUGUGGCCAUGUUCUUUGUCUGGAAUGCAUCGCAGCUCUGUCCCACCCUCUCCUGAGAAAGCUGGAGUGCCCGUUUUGUAGACAGCUGUGCAAUAUUGACAGCACCUCCCCCUGCCAGGUUCUUGUAGACCUGCAGGAGCUGUUGUCUACAACAUCUUCAACAGGCAUUCACUCGGCCACAGGUCUGACAUCCACAUCUCUGACAUCCACAGCUCUGCAACUCUGCACAGUCUUUGGCGGAUGGGGGACUCUCUUCAACCCUACUGGGAUAGCCAUUUUGGGGGUUUCAGGAACAAUAGUGGUGGUGCAUGAUGGGAAAAAAAGAGUGGUGGUGUUCAGCCCACGGGGAAGGAAGCUUCACAGUUUCGGGCCUAAAGGACGAGCUGUCGGAGAGAUUUGUUACCCUGUGGAUGUGGCUGUGACUCCCUGUGGUCAUGUGGUGGUGACUGACGCUGGGGAUCAAGCAGUGAAGGUUUUUACUUCAAGAGGGAACCAUGUCUUGACAGUCAAAGACUUCUUCCUGAUGCCCUGGGGUGUUGACACAGACAGCUGUGGAAACAUCCUCGUCUCAGAUGCCCAAGCUGGCAAGCUGUUCCAGGUCAAAGUGGACUAUACUCGUGGUCUUAUUCUGAAUCAUGUACCCGCCAUUUCAGACCUCCAGAACCCUAAAACAGUGGCCUGCCAUCAGGUGACUGGGAAUGCAGCAGUGUUGGAGCAUUUGCAUGAUGAUAAGUAUCCUCCAAGUACUCACCAACGCACAAGAUUGAAAGUGUUUUCUAAAGACUUUCACCUCCUCUAUCAAGCCGACAGUUUCAGCCUGACCCUGCAGUCCACAGUGAGGCUCAACAUGUCAGGAGUGGCCUUUGAUGGAGAUGGAGGUAUUGUUGUGGUCGACUCCAAUAAGGGGAUUAUUUGGAGUUUGGGGAAUGUGCUGAGAGGCCUGGACCCGUCUCCUUUAGUGGGAGACCACCUUCUCCGCCCGACUGGACUGGUGUCGAUAAAGAAUACACUUGCUGUUCUAGACAGUGGAGACCAUACAGUAAAGAUUUACUCUGCUAAAUCUGAUCCUUGGCCAAUCAAAUAGCCCACAAUAGGCCAAGACGCCAUUGUAUUUGUAUCUGUAAAUUCAAAACAGAGUGCAUACAUCACCUUUAAAUUAAAAAGACAUGAUUAUAAUUCU